Messenger RNA from Callorhinchus milii (elephant shark), 2949 nucleotides. RefSeq names its product BTB/POZ domain-containing protein KCTD19. The transcript is spliced from 16 exons. Lineage: Eukaryota; Metazoa; Chordata; Chondrichthyes; Chimaeriformes; Callorhinchidae. The record is from RefSeq and is a predicted model, not a curated record. Gene Ontology annotation, biological process: protein homooligomerization. The coding region runs from base 1 to 2448 and encodes 815 amino acids.
AUGGCAACAGAAGAAUACCAGGAAGAAGAUGCUUUUUGUUUCAAUGUCGGAGGCUGGUUCUUUUCUGUCCCCAAAUCAAAGCUUUCGCAAUUCCAAGACUCCGUGUUAUGGCAAGAAGCUUCCAGCCUUGCUCUGUCUGAAGAAGCCAGGCUUUUCAUCGAUCGAGAUGGAUAUACAUUUCGUCACGUCCACUAUUACCUACAUACGUCAAAGCUCUCUUUCUCCUGCUUCUCAGAAAUCAGACUGCUGUAUGAGCAAGCAACAGCAAUGUGUCUGACAUCUUUACAACAGGCUUUGGAUAAUAUGAAGGAGGGGAGGCAUCAUUUGCGUAUACGUCCUGCAGAUGUGCCCAUCACUAAGAGAGCGAGCAGAAAUUACUGGCGUACCAGGUGUAACAGCAAGCCUUCAGAGUUCCAGAUUAAAAGUCCAGCGUUCACAGGACUGCAUGAUAAGGCUCCACUGGGGUUGAUAGACACCCCACUGCUGGACACUGAAGAAGUCGUGCAGUGGUAUUUCCUCUCUUUAGACCUGGUGAAGAAGUACCCCACUUUAAUCAAUGAUGACAACCUCCUGUGGCUGUGUGAGGGGGUGGUCCUGAUCGAGAUCGGAUGGAGUCAUUUCCGAUUUAUAGCAAAUUUCCUUCAGACUGGGAAGCUCCUUGUGCCUAAGAAAUUUUCCGAGCUGGAUGCUCUUGUUAAUGAGGCCGAGAUCUUGCAACUGCCAGAGCUUGUUAAAGCCGUGAAAUCAUACAGGGUGGACGUUGGUGAGAAUCCUAAGGACAUUACAAGUCCAGUCAGUUCUUUGCAUUACACUGAAGGGUACUGUAACCCUGUGUGCAAUACUCCAGAGAAGCCAUUGUAUGUCCUUGUCCUGGAAUUGUUAGUUAAAUACCCCGAUUCAGCAUUGGGACAACUCUGCAUUGAGAGCAGCCUCAACGGGAUGAAGCUGUAUAUUUUUGGCAAUGGUGUUCUCUUUAAACAUGUCAGAAGCUGGCUGGGAACCUGCCGCCUGCCUUUAACUGAAGACGUCUCCCAGAUGGGUGCAGUGUGUGUGUACCUGGACAGACACGACUGCCUGUACCGGCCUGUGAAGGAUGCCAUGCGACUGUAUCUACAGAAACGGAAAAGCGAGACACUUGGCCCAGGCUUUACUAUGGGCGCAGUGGAGGAUAGCUGGACACCCGAGGUGGAUAUCCAUACUCUUCACCAGAUCGUGAAGGUUUAUGUGGGAAACUAUUGGUAUGCCACUUACCUGAAGACCUUUCUGAAGUACCCAGAGCUCCUCGCCAACCCUAACAAAGCACAAUGGAUUGCAUACGGCAAGACACUUUUCAUCAGUGGGGACGGUCAGAUGUUCAGGCAUAUUAUCAACUUCUUGAGGCUUGACAAACUGUACAUCCCUUCAGGAUUCAAAGAAUGGCCAUUACUGUGUCAAGAAAUCGAAGAGUGUAAAAUUCCUGCCCUUUCUGAAGCCAUGCGUCAAUGCGAGUCAUACAGAAUGUGGUGCGGAGAAAACGAUGCAGAAAGUGUUGCGUCGAUCUCGUCGGUGGAAUCCAGCGCUGGUUUUGAAGAGGAGGAGAAUGUUUUGGAUCGGCUCGUACAGAAGAAAAGGAAUGAUAUUAUGAUCGGAACCAAUAAAUCCUCCACUCUGGAAAUGAAGCCAAGAGUUUGGGACCAGUUUGAUCCCAGUGGCAACACGGUACAGUGCCUAGUUAACCCGACAGUGAAAUCGGAAUUGAUUGGACAAACCGAGGCUAACCAGGAGAAGCUCUCGCUUGCCAACUUCCCUGUUACAACGCCAACAGCCGAAGAUUCUGCAAAGCAAGGCUUGCUUGGUGCCGAUGGCUGUUUACAGUGUAAUUUUAUUAGCACAUCAAUAUGGAAUGGAAAGGAAUUUGACGAGUCUAUGGAAUGUAAUAAUUUUGAUGCUUGGCCACUCAGCGCUGGAUUCAUUCUAAAAGUUCACCACCCUCUUUUGCUGGGGAAUGACGGCAGCUCUGUCUUUUACACAGACGGUGUGUUAUAUAUGGAGAAGCCGAUUGACAUAGCUGAUGCACAUUGUAAUAAUCACUCAGCGAGGAGCCAGCUCACUGAUUUAGCUUCGCUCACAUUUAACUUGUCCCACGAAGAAAUAUUUUAUGCUCGUGAAUGUCAUCACUUUUUGACUGGGAUCAUCCUGGACUCCUACACGUUGAAGGAUCCUCAAAAGAUUACUUGGGAAAUUCUACACUUGGUGAACAUUCUCUGGACAAAACAGAUACCACCAGAAAAAUUUGUGACAAAAUUGCUAAAUAUGAAGGCCUUCAGAAACCAAAAGCAAGCGCAUGAGAAGCUGGUAAAAUGGGUGAAGUUGACUCUACCAUUUGCUCAGAAGUACAGCCAAUGCAUGGAAAUAUUGUUGAAGAAAGGAUAUUAUAAAUCUGUGUCAUUUUCAAUGAUAGGAAACUAAUUUCCAAAUGUCACUGUAGAAAUGUACAUAAGUCCAAAUCUAACUAUUCAUAGCAAUUAAUUAUUAACUAGAUUUUAAAACUGCUUAAUUGUACUUAGAAUGUCAAAAUCUGCAGUAUGGAUAUUCAGGAAGUAAAACUGGUCAGUACUGUGCAAUAAUCACAUCUACUUUGCUCUUUUACCACCAUUGAAUCAUUUGUAAUGAAAAGCAUAAUUAACUUUCUCUAUUGACUAGUUUUUACAAGUCUGCCUUAUGUGUAACUCUAGUUCCGGCCACAAGAGGGCUCUUAAAUGAUAAAUGAAUUUGUCAGCAGUGUUUACAAAAAUAUAAUUAUAUUCCAAUGUUAAUGUUUGGAUCAGAGGAUAGAUUAUAUGAUAAAAACAAGGUAAGUGAUUUUUUUCAAUGUUAUUGCCUAUCUAGUCUUAACCAAUAAGAAAUUAUGAUCAAUUUAGCAGUAAAUGUUCCACUUUUAAAAGCUGCACUAACUUUUUAAUAAAUAAU